Blepharisma stoltei is the source of this 1431-nucleotide messenger RNA. The record is from the annotation of a GenBank genome assembly. Lineage: Eukaryota; Ciliophora; Heterotrichea; Heterotrichida; Blepharismidae.
AUGCUGACUCUUUCUUUUUUUUAAUAAAAUUUAUAAUUUAGAUUUUUUGUUAAAAUUGAUAUUAUCAAUAAUUGCUAUUGGAAAAGUAAGGCAGCUCUUUAGAAAUUUUUCAAGUAAAAUCCCAGGAUUUGCCACAGGCGCUGGAACAGAACAGUAUUCAUUUAGAAACCAAAAAGUUGUUGAGUCUCAUUGGAGAACAUCAUAUCAAGGUUUAGUCCACUCAAGCUUAGGAAUCGGCACUUAUAUGGGCGCUCCAGAUGAUGAGACUGACCAGCUCGUAAAAGAUGCGAUCGUUCAAAGUGUGACAAGUGGCACAGUAAAUGUCAUUGACACAGCAAUAAAUUAUAGAUACCAAAAAGCAGAAAGAGCUGUCGGCAAGGCCAUUUCUCACUUAAUCCAAGAAAACUUCAAAAGAGAAGAGCUUUUUGUUGCCUCAAAAAUCGGCUAUAUCCCAGAAGACGCUGACAAUGGAAUCCCAGGCCAAGCUGUUAUCGAAGACCUAAAAACCAAAAACUUGCUCACAAAUGACGAUGUGGUUGGAGGAAUUCAUUGCAUGCACCCAGCAUUUUUAGAAGACCAGCUUGAAAGAAGUCUCAAUAAUUUAGGCCUUGAAACUCUUGAUCUGCUAUACAUUCACAAUGCUGCUGAAUCUCAAUUGCCAUUAAUCCAUGAAGAAAAAUUUUUAGAAAGACUAGCAAAAGCAUUCGAAUUUUGUGAGAAAAAAAGACAAGAUGGAAAAAUCGUCAGCUAUGGAAUGGCAUCAUGAAUUUGUUUCAGAUCUCCUCCUACAGAAAAAGAUUUGCAUGUUUCUCUUGAACAAAUAGUACAAAUGGCUGAACGAGUUGGAGGAAAUGACCAUGGGUUUAGAUACAUCCAAGUUCCUAUUAAUAUCGCAAUGCCUGAAGCAUUUGUAUACAGAUGGCAAAUGAUUGAAGGUAGCGAGCAUAUUUUGCUUAUUCUCUCUCAAUGAACAAAAAAAUAGAGGUAAAUUUUAAAUUUAUAGUUUAAUUUUGAGAUUAAAAAUCAAAAUUUUCAAAUUUUCAUUUAUUGGAAAUAUGUCAAUAAUUUUUAAAAGCAAUUCUAUAUAAAUUUUUGAUAGUUUGCUGACUUAUGGGGGGAGAAGUUAAUGUUGCUAAAAAACUGAGAAUUAAUAUCAUGGUAAGCUCACCCCUUUUACAAGGUAAAAUCUUAGAACUGAAGCUGUCAAGAAGUAUGCUUGGAAUUGAGCUGCAAGCUGCAAAGCACGUACAAUUAAUCCGAUCAAUACCUUCAGAAUCAAUCAAAUCAGUUCUUAUAGGCAUGAAAACCCCCAGAAACGUUACCAUGAACACACAAAUAGGUUUUGUUGAAAGCUUGAACAGAGAAGAGUUCUGGCACAUAUUGAAACCUGAAGGCAAAGAAGAUGCCCCAGUCACAAUUGAUUUAUGGUAA